UCAAUUCGGGACAUACCACAGAUCAAUGAACGGCGAAACAUUCAACUAAAACGUUUUGACACUGCCAAGGAACAUACAUUGCAAAGUGUUGACACAUUCAAAGACUUUCUUUGGAAAGAAUGUCGGUUAGGUGAAUAUAUAAGUGCCUUUUCUAAGUUAAAUGGUGGUGGGUCUUUCUUCCUUGGCAUCAACGAGAACGAAGAACAAUACGGUGCCUACACAUCUAAGACGUUUUCAUCAACUGGCAUAAAAUUCAAAGAUUCGAAUUUUCGUCAAGAGACCGAAGCGGCCAUCUUCCAGUCUUUGCAGGAGAAUACUGUUAUCGUGACAUACAGUGGAGAGCAACUGGAAACUCCUCACAACACUAUUCAAGUUGCAUUCCAUCCCGUAACGGCAGACAGGUUUGUGCUGGAGGUUGCUGUUGCAGCAGUAGAUGGUUUACUGUUUUAUGACAAGGAAGGCCCAGAAGCUUACGAGUAUGAAAAUAGCAGACUGAAGAGGUUAUUGAUCACAGAUUGGUACGAAAGAUUGUGUAUCGAGACUGAUGGCGAUGCUGAAAACUAACAUGGCACUAUCUGAAAAAGACAGUAACCAAUGUUUAGAUGAGAACCUAACGGACCUUCCUGUCGAGAGGGUAGACACAAGGGGCCUGUAUCAGAAGAGGCCUCCCUGCAAGCAGAUUGAGAAAAGUCUUGAGGAUAUUGAAGCCAUGGUUUUGCAAGGAGGCCCAGAAACAAUCAAAAUAUUUCCCAAGAGUUUUCCAGAAGAAGAGGCUUAUACUAAUUUGAAGACAAGACUCAAUGAACUGUCGACAGUGGACAAUGUUGGUCUUGCAUACAUCGCAAAUUCUCUCCCGGUUACUGCUAAUAUGGACAUUAAGUACAAGACUCCCGGAGAAGUUAUUAUGGACGUGUGUCUGUUCAGACAGCGAAGUCCGGCGGUUAUUUUUUCUGUUGUGACAGAUGUAUCCAAGAAUAUGAAACUUAAUCAACGAUACAACUCUGCUGUCUCGAAAAACGUUACAAAGAACGUUCGGAAAUUUACGACCAUGACCUUCAACUCUAUAUACGGGUUAAUGCAUGAGAAAGACCUCAUGUCGAAGGAAACAUUUGAGUCAUCGCUAGCAAGAAUAGAGAAGGAACGAUCUCGCCUCUGUAUUCCUGAUUCUUUGAGUAUGAACAACAAGAAGUAUAAGCAUGUUGUCCGUGCCUUUCUCUCUUCUAUGGCAGCAACCGAGUUUGUUAGUGACGAAAACGAUGAAACUCUAUGGUUUUUGACUCAUAAACAGUUCUGUAUCCUGACAGAGAACAUUGAUCACACUGAAGUGCAUGUUGAUACCUUCCCUGCCAGCGGUGGUCGAGUCCUGUCUCUCACCGUAUGCCAGCGUUUACAGAAACUUGGACGAACAUUGCUCAUAUCAGAUGAUCUCAAACUGAUCGAACGUGCAAGAAACCAUAAUAUUGAUUGCAAGACGUUCAAUGACAUUGGACAAAAGGUUCUGGUGGCUGAAGGAAAUCACUUCCCUUCCAUUGUGAUAUACCAAGGUGAAGAAGAUUGCUCAUCUCAGAGUCCACACCUGCCCAAGCUCUUGUCAAAUGCACAAAAGUGUUGGAUUUUCCAUAGACAGAAAGGAUCGCUUGAGAAGGAAGAUAUGCCCAAAAGUCCUGAAAGUGUGACCCAUUCACCAACACUGCUUGAUUAUGAUGCUGAUACAAUGGACAAAGUUCGUAAUCUUUUAGAUGACAGCUGCGCUGAAAUAGCAAUGGGCACCAAGGACGUCCAUGUAACAUCAGCUGUUGAUGAGGUCAUCAGCAUGUUGGAAGGGAACAAUCAGUGGAUCACAAUCACAGGUCGUCCGGGAGAAGGGAAAACAACCCUUGGGUAUAUGGUUCUGGAGCAGAUGAAGGCUAAAGGAGCGAGAAUUUGUAUCAUUGACAGUCCCAAUGAUUAUGCACUUUUCUCAGCUAACGCAUUGACCAACCACGUGUUUAUGUUCAAGGAUGUUUUGACCUAUGCUACUUGUGACCUACAAACAAGGAAACGAUGGGUUGAGUUUGUCAAUAACUUACAUAAAAGCAUCAAGGGUGAAUGUGACACAAAUGUCUGUUUUAUCCUUAUAUGCAACAAACAUGACGAGGAAUGGAAAUAUUUGGGUGGAUAUGCUAUGGAAAUAUUCUACUGGAAUGUUUUCAACCUAACCGAUCACUUCAGAGAAAAUCCUGAUGAACGGACCAAAGUUCUUACAUACUUUCUGCAUAAAUACCAGAAUACAGACCAAAACAUUGAGACAAAUAUUGCAUGUGCUAAGCAUGGAUUUCUACUCUGCGUUAAACUCUUUUGUGAAUUGCGAAAGACAAUUCAGACAGAACACGUCCAUUCAUUUUUCUCAGAUCCUAUUCUUUAUGUAACGAAUUUAGUCACUGACCACGCACACGACGAAGGAACCAUGACAUUUCUUCGCAGUAUGCUACAACAUGAUGAAUUCACCUCAACAGAAGAAGCUGUUAUUCCAAAGCCCUUGUCGCAAUUUCAUGGUGUAUUCCUACAAGAGGACAAUAACAUAAGGUUCUGUCAUCCAUCUGUUCGCGUGGCAGUAGCAAUGGUAAUGGGAAAGGUAGAUCUACUAUUUGUUCUUCAGAACUGUAGCUCUACCUUUGUCAUUCCACGACUGAAAGUCCAGGCAACAGAAGAGGAGGCAGGAUUCUUAUACGUCAAUGCUGAAAACAAAGAAGUUUUGCGAAAGGUCACAUCUACCUUUGCAUGUGCUUUGCAAGAGGGCUACUUCGAUGUUCUAAGACAUGACAUGCUCCUUGAUGAAACAUUCUUUCAACAAGUGUUGAGAGAAGCUAAAAACACCUCUUCAACUUUUCUGAACGAGUUGAACACCGACGGGUAUUCGUUGCUACACGCAGCCUUGAGACAUGGCAACAAAGUUGCGGUACAGGUCCUUCUUGACAUGGAAGCAAAUGUAAAAGUGAAAUGUCACGGCAAAUCGGUGUUGCAUCUCUUGUGUGAAGAAACUGAAUUUGACAAAGAUCUCUUUCUCUUAUUUUGUGAGAAGGGUGCAGAUAUCAGUGCAGUUGAUGAAGAUGGACAAACCAUUCUUCAUUAUUUAUGCAUGAAGUCAGGAAGCGACACUACAAUCCAACUGGUGUUAAAAAGAGGCUGUGACGCUACGGUGACAGAUCACAGUAGGAAGACAGCACUACAUUACUUGUGUGCUAAAAGACACAUCGAUAAAGACUUGUUUACAGCACUAAUCCAGCGUGACUGUAAUGUUAACAUGUGUGACAAAUGGGGAAAGAACGUUCUGCACUACUUAUGUGAAAGUUCAGUGUUUGAUCGGGAGAUUUUUCAUAUUGCGUUUAGCCACAGGGUUGAUGUUUCAGCUAUAGAUAUCUUCGGUAACACGCCGCUGCAUUAUGCUGCUGAAACGAGCCAUCCACUCAAGGUCAUUGAUCUUCUCAUACAAAAUGGAUCAAACAUCAACUGUAGAAAUGCGCGUGGAGACACCAUAUCUCUUCGGCUUUGUAAGUUCAAUGUAUUACAAAGAGAUCUGUUGGAGUAUUUGAUUAGACAUGACACUGAUGUAAAUGCUGCAGAUGAGGAUGGAAAGACAAUCAUUAUGAUUCUUGCCGAAAAUGGGAAUCUAAAUGCCGAAAUGCUAGAUUUGUUAAUGAAGGCUGGCUGCGAUGUCAACAAACAAGAUGCACUCGGUAACACACCACUACAUUACUGCUGCAUCAGUGGUGAUGUGAAUGAAACCCUACGCUGCCUGCUGGAGUAUGGUGCAAAUGUAAACCACUCCAAUACUUAUAUGAAGACCCCACUUCAUUAUGCUUUUGAACGCAUGGUUCCUCGGGUCAUUGAACAACUGAUCCACUACGGUGCUGACACAAAUGCUACUGACAAGGAUGGAAUGACACCAUUGCUUUUUCUUUGCGAAAAUACAAGAACAACGAUAGACAUAUUCACGUCGUGUUUGAACGCAUUGUUAGAAGGGAAAUGUGACUUGAACAAAUCCGACAAGGAAGGAAAAACUGCUCUGCAUUAUGUCUGUGAAAGGCAGAAAAACACAGAUAUGGCAUGUGUGUUGAUUCAAGCGGGGGCUAAGGUCAACAUGAGAGAUAACCAUGGUAGUACACCACUGCACUAUAUCUGUGCAUGGGAAGGCGUAAAGGAUUUAUCAGUGAUGGUGAAUAUGCUGAUCAACCAAGGUUCACGCACGAAUAUUUGUGAUGAGUGGAAACGAGUCCCACUUCAUAUUUUGUGUAAAGCAAACGAUAUUGACCAAGAUACUCUUAAGAUCUUGUUAAACAAUGGCGGUACCGUAAAUGCGAGGGAUGUUUUCAAGAAGACUCCACUUCACUACGCUUGUGACCAUACACCUGUCAACAGAGAGGCUAUAAUGUUGUUGAUACAUGGACGUGCUGAUGUGAACAUUGCAGACGGAAACAAGCGAACCCCUCUUCAUGUAUUGUGCAUGCAAAAGCAUAUUGACAAAGAAGCUGUGAAUAUUCUUUUGGAGAAACGCGCCUUUGUUAACACUACAGAUGAACACGGUAAGACAGCUCUUCAUUAUGUAAGUCAAAAUGAGUCGUCAACGAAAGAAAUUGUGUCCCUGAUAUUACAAAACGGUGCUGAUUUAGACAAGACAGAUGGUUUAGGCAUUUCCGUCUCAGAGUACCUUUUGAAACGGACAGAUCUGAAACAAAUUGUACCUUUGGCCAUCUUGAAGAAGAGACCAGCGGUUGAAGACUACAGCUUAAGGUUUCAACAACCAAAUGGGAAACAAGAAGUAUUCGCAGAGAUCGUCAGGACUGGCGCAUUUGACAAAAAAGACAGGCAUGGGAGGACAUUUCUGCAUUACGCUUGUGCUUUGAGCACUGAAGAUGAUGGCAUCAUUGAACAAACAUUGCAACUCGACUGUGACGUCAACCUAAAGGAUCCCGAUAACAUGACAGCAUUACAUAUCAUUUGCAGACGAACUAAUGAGAACGUUCACAAAUACAUAGCACUGUUAUUGCAGAAAGGUGCUAGAGUUGACAUGACUGACAGACAUGGCAAUACCCCACUUCACUAUCUUGGAAUGACCUCAAUCAUAGCUGAACGGAAUGCUACUCACCUGGAACUAUUGUUAAAUAGGGGAUCUGAUGUCAAAAGUGUUGAUGGCAAUGGUAUAAGUUUUGUUCACUAUAUGGCUAUUGCAGGAAUUUGUGAUAAAAUUAAAGUUGCCUUGGAUGAAACAAAAGAUGUUGAUGUUACUGUGAAACAUGAUGUCAGUACAUUCAUCCACAAGGGACAGACAGCACUUCAUUUAGCGUGCAUUUCCUCCAAAGCUGGAGCAGGUGUUGUGAACGAGUUGCUGAAGUCUAAGGCUAAUAUAUGUGCAACUGACAGGAGGGGAAGAACGCCUUUGCACUACGCCUGCCGGUGUCCAUGCGAAAUUGCAUAUGAUGCAACCACAAAUGAACUGACCAGCAAACCUUCUUCAGACAAUCUGGAGCGGAAAAAGGUUGUAGAACUAUUACUUGCCCAGCAUAUGAAGAAGAGGAAAAGGGGCCAGAGGCCGGUUGAUGAGAACAGCACUUCUGACUCUGGUCUUGGAGAAUUUAGUGACAGCUCCAAAACAACAACGAAGAGCACAUGUGUCCCUGUUCCUCCUGCUGUCAAAGAUUAUGUUGCCAUGACAGACGAUAGCGGAAGAUCUGCUUUCCACUAUCUCUGUUCCAGAGCAAACAUAGACAAUGACCUAUUCCAUUAUAUGAUUUCACUGGACCCUACUGUGAUGGAGUCACUAGUCAACAAAAGUGACUACAAUGGCUUAACGGUUCUACAUUCGCUUGUGCUCUCAGGAUCACGCCACGCAGAGAAGAUUAUUAAACAUUUGUAUAUCCAUAAUAAGUGUUCUUCCACAUGCCCAGUGAUUGACGGGCUGACUGACUGCCUUUAGAAAUGUUGCAGCAAUAUCACGGCGGGGGACAUCAGAAAUGGGCUUCACAAUCGGUCUACAGCGUGAUGGGUAAAUGCUUUAAACACCCGGCUACCCCACUGCCUAGUGUUUGAUGGAGAUAGUAUCAGAUGUCUCAACCGAUGUGUGCUUUCAGUUUCCACUGAAGUCUCGAAACUGCCAAGGAUAUUGUGUAAAUAUGACCCAGUAAUUUUGUUUUACGCUCGUCCAGUUUGUCCAAUAUUUUGCUAAUUCCAUUGUUAAUGUCUUUACCUUAACAUUACAGUCAAGUUGUUUCAGUUCCAAUGAAGAAUGUUUCAGUUCGAUAAAUAGGCCACCGACGCAUUAUAUAACAUGUACUGUAUAAGCAAUGUACAUUUCUCGGGGAGGUGCACACUAGUUUUCUAUCUUUUAAAAAUGCAUUGCGCUUUUUAUACCUAAGAAAUUUAUAUUUAGACUAAGCUUGAAAAUUGUGAAUAAUGCGGGGUGCCAGCAGAUCUACUUUUGUAGGAUAUACAAUAUAAUAUUUGGAAAGAAGAUGAUUGUGUAAAUGUGUACAAAAUGAAUAAAUGAAAAAAUCCCAAAAAUCAAUUCCCUGUUUGACCAUAUUGAUAAGAAUACAUAUGUGUAAGUAUAGGAAUAUUUUGCUCAAUGCGUUCUCUCGUCCUGUAAUAGUCCUCAAUUAACAGAACGUAACAGGAUAUCGAUAAUCAUAUCAUUGUACAUAUCAAAAUUGUAGUUAAAUCUGGAUGUCUGUAGUGUCAUUGAAAUCAUAUACUUGAGCGCCUUGUCAAGGAUUAAGUCACAUAAGUCUCUCUUUAACGCGUUCCAUUUGGAAUGUUGUACAAUUUAAAAUUCUGGAGGGAUGGUGGGGAGGCGAUGGCGUUUCUGUAAGAGCAAUGCUGAAACAUUGCCCCCAAAAAUGUCAACAUAUGCAAAACAUGUUACAUAUGAUGUCAUUGAUGUGUCUAGUGAGAACAUCAGGUCUGCUUGACUGGUCUGCCGUUAAUACGUAUUUUUAGUGCCAUUCAACUCUCUGCUUGACCAAUGUUUUCCUGAAUAUUGUACUUCUCGUUGUCAUUUAUGUUGUACAUAGUGUCACACACGUAUCUACAUAAGAAAUAUACCUUGAGUUUUGUAUGUAGAGGCAUUUUUGUCUUCAUUUAGUCUUUAUUUUGUCCAAUUGUCACUUUAUACAAAUUUCAACUGGAACUUAUAUGCAUUGGCUGUCCUGUCUACUUCAAAGAUGUAUCGAAGAUGUUCUAAAGGAAAGAACUUGUGUAUCUGCAUAUCAAAUAUACAGCAACGCACAAAUCUGUACUGUCUGCCUUUUGAACAGGGUGUUUGUAAUAUGUGAUAUAUCUUUGCUUGACCAGUUUGCCCUGGUGGUUAUAUUUAGUGUGAUUUUAACCUUUGAUUGAACACGUUUCCCGGAUUGAUGUAUAUUGUGUAGUAUGUGCCUUUGAUUGACAAGUUUGCCCCGAUCGUUCUAGAUAGUUUGAUUGUAGUCUCUACUUGACCAAUUUAUUUAAAUAAUAUUGUGUUUUGCAUAUGUAAUCACUACUCAGAUAUAUUUGCCAGGGCUGUUCUCAAAUGGGUUUUUACUUAUUCUUUAAAUACAUGUGUCAAAUAUAUUUUAAUGGGUCCAAGUAAGUGUGUAUAUAUUUACUUAGAACAUUUUGUCCAGGAAGUACUGCAAGAUAUGUCUCUUUAUUAUCUGCUUAAAAAAUUAUUCCGUUUUUUCUUGUUUUAAAUAUUUCUUGUUUAUGAUGUCCUUUAAGCGUCAAAUGUGAUCAGCAUGUAGAGUAAACUAACAUAAAUCACUCCAUGAUGUUUUUCGUCCUCAGGGCGUUGUGUUCAUUUAGAAAAGACUUCAGUAUUCAGAGACUUUUAUGGAAUCCUAUUGGGUAUGAAGUCACCUGAGUCUCUUCUUACCCACGUUCCCAAGUUGUUGUAUUUAAAGCACUUAAGAGUCUUCUGUAUAUAACGCCAUAAAGGAUAAUUUUGCAUGAUGUCACAUAAGCGAUAACGGCUUGUUUGCGACAGUUCACAAAAUAUAGUAUAAA
This is a messenger RNA of Haliotis rubra (blacklip abalone), 8016 nucleotides long. RefSeq lists its product as uncharacterized. Bases 545 to 5953 code for a protein of 1802 amino acids. NCBI's taxonomy places the organism in Eukaryota, Metazoa, Mollusca, Gastropoda, Lepetellida, Haliotidae. The transcript has 11 exons. The record is from RefSeq and is a predicted model, not a curated record. Gene Ontology annotation, molecular function: protein binding. Gene Ontology annotation, cellular component: ciliary inversin compartment. Gene Ontology annotation, biological process: protein localization to ciliary inversin compartment.